Messenger RNA from Labrus mixtus (cuckoo wrasse), 2062 nucleotides. RefSeq names its product G protein-coupled receptor 184 (gene gpr184). Gene Ontology annotation, biological process: G protein-coupled receptor signaling pathway; negative regulation of G2/M transition of mitotic cell cycle; G1/S transition of mitotic cell cycle. NCBI's taxonomy places the organism in Eukaryota, Metazoa, Chordata, Actinopteri, Labriformes, Labridae. Bases 461 to 1504 code for a protein of 347 amino acids. The transcript is spliced from 2 exons. Gene Ontology annotation, molecular function: G protein-coupled receptor activity. The record is from RefSeq and is a predicted model, not a curated record. Gene Ontology annotation, cellular component: membrane.
CUUCUCCCCACCCCUGUAGUCAACUUCCUCCAUGCACGUGCGCAAAACCAGACCUCCCUCCUCCUACAUGUGUUUGUACUUUGUCUCAUCCCUCGCUGGCAUUUUAAUUGUGGCUGUCAACAGCAAGUCAUCUCAAGAGGAACAGAAACAUCAGAUAGAGCAAAACCGUACUCUCUGCAGUUGUUGUAGUAGCAGAUCAAGAUCAUCAUCAUCAUUAUUUCAGAGUACCAUGUGGGACUGCUGUGUCUUGGCUGCUUGUCAGGAGACCAGAAAGAGUCUCUUCUGAAGCUUGUCCUCGGAUCAUCCUGGACUGAACUCUGCAGAACGUGAAACAGCUCUGGCAUCUGACAGUCUUCACCCGCUGGACAGCUUUCGUUUACAAUCAAGACACACUUUUUCUCCAAAAACAACAGGUCAAUUUCUUACUGUAACAGUGAACUGGCGGAAAUCUAAAAGAACAAUGACUGCAACGGUUACACCACAAUCCACAACCACAAACUCUACAUAUAAGUGUGUUGAAAUUGGUGACAGCACCAUCAGUGACUUUCUAAUGUCUAUUUACAUCCUGGCUUUCAUUUUUGGUUUGAUCUUCCACUUGCUGACUCUGGGUCCAAUCUGGCAGCAAGUUCGUCGGCAAAACAUCCUGGGAAUAUUUCUACUCAGCCUGUCGAUUUCAGACAUACUUUUCCUUUUCACCAUGCCCCUUUGGAUUAAUUAUUACCGGCAGGACCACCACUGGCAGCUAGGUGUAGUUUCCUGUAGCAUAGCUGGCUUUGUUUAUUACACUAAUAUGUACAUCAGCAUCUUCCUGCUCUGCUGUAUCUCUGUGGACCGCUGCCUUGUUGUUACCUUCCCUCUACGCUUCAAAACACACCGUACGUCCCGCUAUGCCUGGACGCAGUGUGUCAGUGUUUAUGUUGUGGUGAUUGUGCUUCACAUCCUGGUGCUAGUCAAAGAUGAUCUCAAAGAUGCCCAUGACGAUAAAGGCCCAAAUGAUCGCUGCUACGAAACGUACCCCAUGAAGAGUCCUGUGGCCUUGUUUAACCUGAUCCGACUGGGACUCGGCUUUCUUCUACCCCUGCUGGUGUUGGCGGGGAGCUACUGGAGGGUUCUGGCCACUGUUGGUCAAAGUCAUGGCCUUAGUGCCAGGGCUAAGAGAAAAGUCCGCCUGCUUUCAUUCGGCGUGAUUGGGAUCUUCUCAGUGUGCUUUGCUCCCUAUCACAUCCUCCUCCUUGUACGCUCAGUAGUCUUCUAUAAACGCGAUAACAUAGAGCGUCAUGGAAGUUACUGCAAGUUUGAGCAAAAGAUGCACUUUUUCUUCUCGUGUACGCUGGCACUGUCCAGUCUGAACUGUGUAGUGGACCCUGUGCUCUACGUACUGGUCAGUAACGGAGUCCAGGAGGAGGUGAAACUGUUCUGGAGGACACUGUACACACGAAGUACACUGACUGACAAUACUUCUGCUACACACACCAGAGAACGGGCUAAUGCUAACUUAAUAUAAAGAAGUAAGCUGUAUAUUGACGAAAACUGCAUAUAUCACGUGUAUUUAUCUGUUCAUGCAUACACAGCAUUAUGCAUGUAAUUGUAGCUGUUUGAACUCAUGUCUUAAUUUUCACAGUUAGCAAGAAAGCAGCAGGAUAUUUUAUAUAUAUAGAUAUAUUAGUAAUCAACUUUUGUGUACGAGACGGCAGAAAUCCUCUGAGAGAACUUCAGUGCUGCCUUUUCUCAUAUCCAACUCAAAAUGGAGGAGGCGGUUGAAUAACAUGCAUCUCAGAGCAUGUAAUUGGAUAGUACUCCUAGGUUUUGCUCUCCCAAGGGUGCUUCAGUGGCAGCCACUUCUGGUCUGUGGUCGGACACUGCAGAGGUUGAAGAGCCCUUGUAUUGUCCCUCCAAUCUAUAUGCGAAUAUUGCCAUUGUGAUUGCGUGACCCCAGUGUAGCUAAAGGUGCAUUAACUGUUAAGCAUGCCUUACAAAAUAAUUACAAGCAAGACUGUAUGUUUUAUGUGCCAGUGAAACAUGUUGCAUGAAUAACAAAUAAAAGAGUGGUUUUGUGGUAAAA